Molecule: messenger RNA, 1639 nt
Organism: Episyrphus balteatus (marmalade hoverfly)
Lineage: Eukaryota; Metazoa; Arthropoda; Insecta; Diptera; Syrphidae
Gene: Or7a
Product: odorant receptor 42a
Exons: 3
Coding region: 254-1444 (396 amino acids)
Biological process (GO): detection of chemical stimulus involved in sensory perception of smell; sensory perception of smell
Cellular component (GO): plasma membrane
Molecular function (GO): odorant binding; olfactory receptor activity
Source: RefSeq, a predicted model, not a curated record
AAAAAUGUUAGAUACAUAUUUAAUAAAUGAUGAAAAUUUUAAUUAUUUUACUUUAGUUCAAAAAGAGGUUGUAUAAGACUCAACUAAUGGCACUUUAAUUGAAAAACCUUUAAUAUAUUCCUUCUCGUUUAUUAUUCGCAAUGCAAUUAAAUGUAAUAACUUAAUCCUCGAGCACCGAGAUCCUUUAAAUACAAACAAAACACCUUCAUGUGAUUCAGUUUCAAGGAAUAUUAAACACGGUAGUGGAAAAAAAAUGGUGGAAACCUACUUUAAGCCCAUCUCGACGCAAGAUGCAACAACCUACCUUUAUAAGGUCUUUCGAAUUCUGGGAAUGGAUAACCUUAACCGCACUUGGGUAUACAAGAUUUAUUCUUUUGUACUCAACUUGGCAUCUUCAGUACUUCUCAUGAUUGCUUUUUCAACGAGCUAUGCCAAGUCCAUCCGAACAAUGUCUACACCGACUUUAUUAACUUCAUUACAAGUUGCUCUUAAUAUCGAUACUAUUUGUAUAAAAGUACUUAUUGUGUAUUUUUAUAUGCCAAGAAUUCGAAAGACAGGACCAAUAUUAGAUGAAUUGGACAAAAUGAUUUCUGACAAAGAAGAGAAACUAGUUGCAAGCAGAAUGAUAAGAUUUUGCAAAAGUUUAAUAGUUGUUUACAUGGUUUCUAAUCUUUCUUAUGCGGCCACUACGUUCUUGGCAUCAGUUUGGAGUGGACAUCCACCGUUGGGAAUCUUUAUACCUUAUUGCCAUUGGGAAGAUUCGACAGUAAAAAUGAUAGUAGCAAGUUUGAUAGAGUACUAUCUUCUUAACGUGGCAUGCAUACAAAAUGUAGGUCUAGAUGUGUAUCCUGUUACUUUUAUUUACAUGGCACGAAUGCAUAUGAAAAUUUUGUGUAUAAGAGUGGAAAAAUUGGGAACAGAUUCCAGGAUAUCAAAGGAAGAUAAUGUGAGAAAACUUGUGGAGUGCAUUGAGACGCAUAAGAAGAUACUUGAGCUUAUUGAAACUGUUCGACCGAUCAUAGCGAAAACAAUAUUCAUUCAAUUGGUUGUAUCAGCUCUCAUAAUGGGAAUACCAAUAAUCAAUAUCAUGAUGUUUGCUGAUAGUUUGUCUUCAGCUUUUGGAUCACUUAUUUUUCUAUUGGCAGUAACUUUGGAAACACUACCAAUGUGCUUUACCAUGAAUGUGUUAAUGGAAGAAAUUAACAAUCUACCAACUGCUAUAUUUCACAGCCAAUGGGUGGAUCAGAACAAAGUAUUUCGUAAUAUGUUAGUUUUGUUUAUGCAAAAGGCACAAAAAUUCGAUAAUAUAAUGGCUGGGAAUAUAUUGCCAAUUGAAGUGGCUACAUUUAUUGCGAUAGCUAAAUUGGCAUUUUCAAUAUACGCAGUUGUAGAUAAGAUGGCAGACCGUAGAUCAGCACUUGCUACUUUGGGGCAGAAUGCAUAAACUUCCUCAUAACGUAGAUGCUAAAACUGCAGAUAUAAAUAUUAUUAUAAGUUAUUAUAACCUUUAUCCUUUGCAUAUUUACAACUCUUCAAUUGAAAAUUACGACAACGAUUAUUUGGUCGACAGAGAUACAAUUUUUCACGCAUUUGAUUUUUUUUAAUGGCUUUAUUCUAGGACUUUGGAUAGUAAAUAAUA